This is a messenger RNA of Asparagus officinalis (garden asparagus), 2580 nucleotides long. Its product is annotated as probable pre-mRNA-splicing factor ATP-dependent RNA helicase DEAH3. The record is from RefSeq and is a predicted model, not a curated record. The coding region runs from base 96 to 2279 and encodes 727 amino acids. NCBI's taxonomy places the organism in Eukaryota, Viridiplantae, Streptophyta, Magnoliopsida, Asparagales, Asparagaceae. Gene Ontology annotation, cellular component: intracellular anatomical structure. The transcript has 7 exons. Gene Ontology annotation, molecular function: ATP hydrolysis activity; ATP binding; RNA binding.
CCCUUCGUUCACUCAAGUCCCCAACUUUCGCGCUCGAUCCCUCGAGCGCGAGAUCCAGUCGCUCGCCCUGAAAACCCUAGCUCUCAUAUCAAUUGAUGUCGUCAGAGAGGAAACGAAAGAUCAGCCUCUUCGACGUCGUCGACGAGACCACAAUCUCCGCCAAGCUGGCCAGGGACACCAACUCCGGCGCCGCCGGGACCAGCAACGGAUCGACCUCGAUCCCUCCAUCGAUCAAUCGAUGGAACGGGCGUCCUUAUUCUCAGAGGUACUUCGAGAUCUUGGAGAAGAGGGAGACUCUCCCAGUUUGGCAGCAGAAAGAUGAGUUCAUGCAGGUUCUCAGGUCAAAUCAGACUUUAAUUUUGGUCGGGGAGACUGGAAGUGGGAAGACUACUCAGAUUCCACAAUUUGUUCUGGAAUAUGAUGGGUUAGGCAAACGUGGGAUGGUUGCUUGCACCCAACCUCGUAGAGUUGCUGCAAUGUCUGUCUCUCGUCGAGUUGCAGAGGAGAUGGAUGUGACUAUUGGUGAAGAAGUUGGAUACAGCAUUCGUUUUGAAGAUUGCAGUAGUCAUAAAACUAUUCUGAAGUACUUAACAGAUGGUAUGCUUUUAAGAGAAGCAAUGGCUGACCCACUUCUGGAGAGAUAUAAGGUGAUAAUUCUUGAUGAAGCACACGAGCGAACUUUGGCAACAGAUGUUUUGUUUGGGCUUCUUAAAGAAGUUCUAAAAAACAGACCUGACCUUAAACUAGUUGUCAUGAGUGCAACACUUGAGGCUGAGAAAUUCCAGGGUUACUUUAGUGGUGCACCAUUGAUGAAAGUACCUGGAAGGUUACAUCCAGUGGAAAUUUUCUAUACGCAGGAUCCUGAAAGAGAUUACUUGGAAGCUGCAAUCCGGACAGUUGUGCAGAUACAUAUGUGCGAACCACCAGGUGAUAUACUUGUAUUCUUGACUGGCGAAGAGGAGAUAGAAGAUGCAUGUCGAAAAAUAAAUAAGGAAGUCAAUAAUUUGGGUGACCAAGUUGGUCCGGUGAAAGUGGUGCCUCUUUAUUCUACAUUACCUCCAGCUAUGCAACAGAAAAUAUUUGAGGCUGCCCCACCACCAAUAAAGGAAGGUGGUCCCUCUGGAAGGAAGAUCGUGGUGUCCACUAACAUAGCAGAAACAUCACUGACUAUUGAUGGUAUUGUUUAUGUUAUUGAUCCUGGAUUCUCUAAACAGAAGGUCUAUAAUCCUCGGAUUCGUGUUGAGUCUUUGCUUGUCUCACCAAUAUCAAAGGCAAGUGCUCAUCAAAGAUCAGGACGUGCGGGGAGAACACAACCUGGAAAAUGCUUCAGACUUUACACGGAAAAGAGUUUUAAUAAUGAUUUACAGCCACAGACCUAUCCUGAAAUUCUCCGGUCUAAUCUAGCAAAUACAGUUCUCACCUUGAAGAAGCUUGGCAUUGAUGACCUUGUACAUUUUGACUUUAUGGACCCUCCAGCCCCUGAAACUCUGAUGCGUGCAUUGGAGGUUUUGAACUACCUAGGUGCUCUGGAUGAUGAAGGGAACUUGACAAAGUUAGGUGAAAUCAUGAGUGAGUUCCCCUUGGAUCCUCAGAUGUCAAAGAUGCUUGUUGUCAGUCCCGAUUUUAAUUGUUCAAUUGAGAUCGUAUCCAUAUCAGCGAUGCUUUCAGUACCAAAUUGCUUUCUCCGGCCUAGAGACGCUCAGAAAGCUGCAGACGAAGCGAAAGCUCAUUUUGGCCACAUUGAUGGAGAUCACCUCACACUGCUAAAUGUUUACCAUGCAUAUAAGCAAAAUAGUGAGGAUCCUUCGUGGUGUUAUGAGAAUUUUAUCAAUCAAAGGGCAAUGAAGUCUGCUGACAAUGUGAGGGAACAGCUUGUGCGCAUCAUGGCUAGAUUCAACCUCAAACUGUGCAGCACAGAUUUCAGUAGCCGCAAUUAUUACAUCAAUAUCAGAAAGGCUCUGCUUUCAGGGUACUUUAUGCAGGUAGCUCAUCUUGAACGCACUGGUCACUAUUUGACAGUGAAGGACAACCAGGUGGUGCAUCUCCAUCCUUCAAACUGCCUGGAUCACAAGCCUGAGUGGGUAAUUUACAACGAGUAUGUUUUGACCAGCAGAAACUUUAUCCGCACGGUUACAGAUGUUCGUGGAGAGUGGUUGAUCGACAUAGCUCCACACUACUAUGAUCUAAGCAACUUCCCCUCAUGUGAGGCAAAGCGCGUACUUGAGAGACUCUACAAUAAACGCCAGAGAGAGAAAGGGGAAAGCAAAAGCCAAAAUUAAAUGCUAGUAGCUUUGUGUCUGACCAUUGGAUCCAAUGUUAAGAACAAGCGAAUUUGAAGUAUGAGAAGUCUGCUGCUUACAUCUCCUUUUCCCUCUCCCAACGAAGGAAAUGAUAAGUAUCAGAAGGAGAAUUAUGCAUCACUCACAUUUUAUUUGUGCACUUAAGUGGAUAUUUGAACCUUUAGUUCUUAAUAAUUUGCAAGCAAAUCUACAUAAUACUGAAACUUUGUCUUGAUACUUAAAGAUGCUUAAAAAUAUUGUAGUCUUGAUAGUUUGAAUUGAAGUACUGUUUGUUUUUACC